Fusarium oxysporum Fo47 is the source of this 818-nucleotide messenger RNA. RefSeq lists its product as uncharacterized. The transcript has a single exon. The record is from RefSeq and is a predicted model, not a curated record. Bases 227 to 634 code for a protein of 135 amino acids. Lineage: Eukaryota; Fungi; Ascomycota; Sordariomycetes; Hypocreales; Nectriaceae.
CGAAACAUUUUCACUCGAUACAAAUCGAAAGCGUACGGCAUUGAUUGCAGUACGAAUACCUGGAAACUUAAUCUCCACAUACUCGACUCCUCCAUUACGAAGCCAGCCUCCCUCGCCGCGCUCAAAUCUCACCGAGAGAUCCGAACUGAUCGCCCUUACAUAUACACGGGCUCACUCUCACCUCUUUUGGACUCGUCACCUAAAAGUUCACACAUCCACCGCAAAAAUGGGCAAAUCUCUCAUGGACAAGAUCCAGGCCAAGCUGGAGCUCUUCCGUCUCGAGCAACGCUACACCCGCCGCCGUCACCGACGGUCCACCUUCGUCUCCAACGCUGUCUACGUUGACGGAGAGUACGUCUACCAGACUCCCAACAGCACUGGCUCCUCCUCCGGCUCCUCAAACAUCGAUGCCCUUCACGGGGACAAGGCCGGCGUUGGCUCUAUGCCCGCCCCCUCGAGCGUAGUCAUCGAUGAGCACCACUUCCCUUCUGAGGUUCAGCACCAGCAACAACCACCUAUGGCCACUGCUGAGCGCAAGCGCCUGAACCGCUUCAGCUCCAUUCCUCACUUUGGAGGCUCAAGCAACAAGCAGAUGCCCAGCAUUCAAGAGCGACGGAGCAGCAUGAUCCGAUGAGUUAAUUCUCGGACAGUCAAACCAACACAAAAGAGACAACAAUAAAAAACCAUGCGAUGUUCCUUUUUAUGAUUGACGGCAUUGGCACCAAGCGAUGGUUACAGCUUAGGCGCAGGCGUAGCAGGCGCAUAGCUACAGCGUGUAAGCAACGGACACGAUGAGAUGAGAUGGGGUCGGAUCGGCU